Actinia tenebrosa (Australian red waratah sea anemone) is the source of this 1224-nucleotide messenger RNA. RefSeq names its product probable serine/threonine-protein kinase DDB_G0267514. The record is from RefSeq and is a predicted model, not a curated record. Lineage: Eukaryota; Metazoa; Cnidaria; Anthozoa; Actiniaria; Actiniidae.
AUGGAUGAACAAGAUAUAACAGAUAUGAAACAACGACUGAAGUCCAUUCGUCGAUAUAAAAAGCGAAUGUGGAAAGGAAGGAAGAAAGAACGAAUCCGCAGAGAACGCGCUGAGCACUGUCAAUUGAAAAUACAGAGCAAAGACAGUAAACACGUGGCAAUCAAAGCUGUAUCUUCACAAACUACUGUAUCGAAUCAAAUGGACAUUCUUCCCGCUGAGCUGGAAGCAAAGAUAAAAAAUGCCUCUUCACAAACUACCCCACCGCAUCAAAGUAACAUUAUUCACGUUCCUGAGUCAAGGGGGAAAUCAUUGCUKAAGGCGGCCAUUGGAYSGAAUUCGAAAACAGAAAAAAGCAUUUCCSGYGAUAAAAKGGUACAUAAGCGUGCUGCCCAGUCACCAAAAGAUGAAAAUUCUUUGGCAGAGAAAAGGAAAAAACAAGCCCAUCAUGAACAAAGUGUCAGAGAGCUAGAUUCCAGUUUAUUAGUUCGAGAUAACGAUGAGCRGAUCUUAGKUAGUGGUACUUUUGGUAAAUGCUACGCAGCUAAGUAUCGUGACAUAUCUGUAACUGUCAAGGAGUACCAUGACCACCGUGAAAUGAAAAGCCUGGCAACUUUGAAAAAGUCGGCAUACAAAGAGGCUAAAAUGAUUCUGUCAUUACAUGAUCAUCCUGGUGUACCUCUGUUAUUUGGAUUAUGUUCAUUAACGAAGCCUGUAAGGCUUAUUUUACUGUUUCAUGGCGACAAAAACAAUAACACUAGCGAAACAAUUUAUAGUGCAACCAAAAACAAAACGCUGCUUGACGAAAAAUCGUGGCGUAACGUAUUGUGUCUGACUGCCAUAGCACUAAAUCAUGUUCACAACUGUGGUGUAAUUCACAAUGACUUAAAGGCAAACAAUGUUAUCUUGGAGCCAAACCUAAAUCCUGUUAUUAUUGAUUUUGGACAAAGCGUAAAAGCUAGUGAAGCAAAGCCCCGAAAGCAGUCCUUUCACAACAGAGAAUGGAAGGAUUCGUACAUUGCGCCUGAAGUACGUGACGGUACAGGAAAACCAUCCACAAGUAGCGAUAUUUUUUCCUUCGCAAAAAUGGUGCGUUUCGUCAGCAGUAGAUGCUGUUGUUACGCCUCGGAAAGUAUCGACAAAGCUAUUUCCAGCAAGCCUUCGGAAAGACCGAGCUUGGAUACUUUUAUAUCUGAGUAUUCAAUUGACUCACUGAAGCAAAAAUAG